AUGGUGCUAGACACGGAGGAUCCUGCGCGGUUGUUUUUCCCAGACCAGGAAGAGGUCGAUUUAUACUCAGUUCUUGAGCUUGAUUCUGAAGACAAACCUAGUGGCGAGGCUAUCAAGAAGGCCUAUCGGAAGCUAGCACUUCGUUAUCACCCCGAUAAAGCAGCUUUGCACGGUGGCGAAGCGGAGACAAUUUCAAAGAAAUUUCAACAGAUUGGCUUUGCUUAUACCAUCCUAUCUGAUGAGAAGCGCAGAAACAAAUAUGACCGUACUGGCUCUACUAGUGAUUCCAUCUGGGACAGCGACGAGCCUAUAGACUGGAAUGAGUAUUUUAAGACCUUAUGGUCUGGUGAAGUGAGUGCUAAGACACUUGACGAUUUUAAAAAGUCGUACCAAGGAUCUGAAGAAGAAGAAGUGGACAUUUUGAACGCCUAUCAAGAGCAUGAAGGCGAUCUUGAAAAAAUCUUCUCCGCUAUCCCUUGCUCGAAUAUACUGGAAGACGAGAAGCGUUUCAUUGACAUUAUUGAUUCUGCCAUCCAGGAGAACAAAGUAGUCAAAACGAAGAAAUGGGCUUCUAUGCAAGGGCCUAAAGGCAAUAAAUUCCGUCAGGCUUUGCGCUCAAAAGCUAAGAAAGAAGCCAAUGAAGCAGAGCAGUAUGCUAAGGAAUUAGGUGUAUGGGAUGACCUGUUUGGACAAGGCAAAUCUAAGGGUAAAGCAUCUAUGAAAAGGAAGAAGGAGAAUACAAACACAGAGAACAAACAGCGAAAACAGGAUGACGAUGAUGAGGAUGUAAAUUUGGACGCGUUACGUGCUGCAAUGCAAGCCAAAGCAAAGAAAAGAGAGUCUUCCUUUGACGAUAUGAUCACUCGUCUAGAGAAAAAGCACUCGCAGCAACCAUCAAAGCGUAAAAAGAAGUCGAGUUGA
Malassezia pachydermatis is the source of this 921-nucleotide messenger RNA. RefSeq lists its product as hypothetical. Gene Ontology annotation, molecular function: heat shock protein binding. Bases 1 to 921 code for a protein of 306 amino acids. The transcript has 2 exons. Gene Ontology annotation, cellular component: cytoplasm; nucleus. Lineage: Eukaryota; Fungi; Basidiomycota; Malasseziomycetes; Malasseziales; Malasseziaceae. The record is from RefSeq and is a predicted model, not a curated record.